Molecule: messenger RNA, 895 nt
Organism: Culex pipiens pallens (northern house mosquito)
Lineage: Eukaryota; Metazoa; Arthropoda; Insecta; Diptera; Culicidae
Exons: 3
Coding region: 110-895 (261 amino acids)
Biological process (GO): intracellular signal transduction; cell surface receptor protein tyrosine kinase signaling pathway
Source: RefSeq, a predicted model, not a curated record
UCUGGUUGCAGCGAUCCUCCCAGUUGCAUCCAGCGUCGCUGAGAACCACUUUGAAUGUGUUCUAAUCAGCGCAAAAAAAAAACAACACCACUUUUAAUUCCCAUCAAACAUGUGCUUCUGUUCGAGCCACUGCUGCGUCAAGGUUUCCCUGAACCUGCUCGUGAAUCUGCUCCGCCGCAUCAGCGAUGACAUAAUGGAGGCGAUCCACUGCCAAAGACCACCAACCGUUGACGACGUGACUUCCGAUGAUCGAUACCAGUGCCAACGGUAUGAGCCUGAUCAUCAGUUCGAAACGGUGCAACCAUGCAGUGGUAAUGAUCAACCAGAUGAUCGUCGUCGCCGUUGUCUGCAGCUGGAAAUGUCACUGCAAGAGGGUGCAGAUGCUGCAGAUGAGACGGAGUUGGGGGCAGACUGCGACGAGAAGGGCGUUGACCCGCCCAAGAGGUCUGCCAUCGCUACCCGGUUGUACUGUGUGAUCUAUGACACGGUGGAGCUGGAACCGUACUUUUACAACGUAGAUCGGGUGCAGUGCGAGCGGAUGCUUGAGGGAGGUCGGGAUGGAGUGUGCAUUGUGAGGCCGUUUAAGUUUAAGCACACUCACAUCCGGUAUAUCCUUUCGGUGCGAGCCACCGGCAAUUACUUUCACCUGUUCAUUCGGCGUGCCGGCCUAAACGGACUCCAGUACGCACUGGGGCUGCAAAAGCAACGGGAGCGCCUCUUUAGGUUCCCUGCCGAUAUCGUUCAGCAUUACCGCACCCAUCUGCUGGAAUGCGCCAACGAAACCGUCAAAAUCAGGCUCCAUUUGGUUCCACUUCAUAAUCGGCAUCGUCAUCAAGCGGGGCUGGACAACGUCGUUAAAGGUGAACCUGUUGGUCUAGAAAAGGGGGGUUUGUGA